CUGGACGAAACCACCGAUUGUGACGCCACCGAUGACCUCACUCUCACUUCAUGGCGCCAUCUCUAUUAAGAUAUACGACAAUUUCAUCUCUGUGGAAAAAUAUUUCUCUGAUCCUCUGACGCUGACAUAUAAAUUAAAAGUCGUUUGCUUCAUGAAGAUAUUCGGAGGAAUGCCCAUUGGAAUAUCCAUUGGAGGAUUUUUCUUCGUGAAACGGAACUUCUUGAUUCGAGUAGCAAGUGGUUUUCACUCGGUAUUUUCGACUUUAAUUGAACUAACUGGAGUGCUCGACGAGAACAAAUGCAUUUCAAAACUACAUCCAACUAACACUAGCAACGACACAAUUAUUUAGAGAUAUUUCGUAGCAGAAUAGAUCAAAUUCGUACACACAAUUAAACACGAAAUUCUCUUAUUCGUACACAUUUUUAUGAAAGUCUUUUUUGCAAUGUCUUAAUUCCUCAAAACUGACAGUUAUGAGAAGUUACUCCGACCAAAUAUUCAUUUGAUUGCAAGGCCGGAUUUAGGAAUUUUGAGACCUUAAGCUGAACUCUGUGUAAGGCCAUUUACCAACCCUUUACAAUUUUAGAAGUCAAUCAUAAAAAGAGAAUUAACAUAAAGAUAUUAAUUAAAUACUACACAAAAUGAAAAGUGAAGUAUAUUUUAUUGAUUUGUAAAAGAAAAAAAAAAUUAUUACAAAUUUUGACUUCAAUUUUCUUUACUGUAGAAAUUUUUCAGGUCCCUUAUAACAACACUCGAAAAAUAUUCAGCAACCUUGAUUGCUGGAUAUUUUUCGAGCUGUAAAGUAUUAUAUUAAUAGAAUUAUAGAUUCAAAUUAAUUGUAGAAUGUGGA
Messenger RNA from Centruroides sculpturatus (bark scorpion), 847 nucleotides. RefSeq lists its product as uncharacterized. The record is from RefSeq and is a predicted model, not a curated record. The coding region runs from base 32 to 349 and encodes 105 amino acids. NCBI's taxonomy places the organism in Eukaryota, Metazoa, Arthropoda, Arachnida, Scorpiones, Buthidae. The transcript has 4 exons.